Messenger RNA from Oncorhynchus gorbuscha (pink salmon), 1033 nucleotides. Its product is annotated as dual specificity protein phosphatase family protein. NCBI's taxonomy places the organism in Eukaryota, Metazoa, Chordata, Actinopteri, Salmoniformes, Salmonidae. The transcript has 3 exons. The record is from RefSeq and is a predicted model, not a curated record. Gene Ontology annotation, cellular component: cytoplasm. Gene Ontology annotation, biological process: negative regulation of MAPK cascade; protein dephosphorylation. Gene Ontology annotation, molecular function: protein tyrosine/serine/threonine phosphatase activity; MAP kinase phosphatase activity. The coding region runs from base 65 to 616 and encodes 183 amino acids.
GUCACACACGGCCAGAGGGCUGCAGUAGUUGAGUCAGUCAAGGUAGUUCCACUGUCUAGGGAGAAUGUCAAAGGGAGAGCAGCAAGACCUGGUGGCUAUUAGAGAACUAGAGUCAAUCCUGGAGUCCUGCAAGCUUGAACUGACACCACUAGAUGAGGUCUGGCCUAAUCUCUACAUCGGAAACGUUGCCAUAGCUCAGAACAGGGGUGCAUUAAAGAAGCUUGACAUCACACACAUCCUGAACGCAGCUCACUUUAAACAGGGCAGCAUCGGUGACCAGGAUUACUAUGGAAACACCUGUGUGUACUGUGGCUUCCCUACAGAAGACUCAUCCCAUUUUGACCUCAGCCAGUACUUUAAACCUGCAGCUGACUUCAUACACAAGGCCCUGAAGACUAAAGAUGGGAAGGUGUUGGUGCAUUGCAUCAUGGGUAUAAGUCGUUCCGCCACGCUGGUGCUGGCGUUCCUGAUGAUGCACUGUCGUCUGCCGCUUCGCACCGCGCUCAAACAUGUGACCCAGCGACGCGCCAUCUACCCCAACAGACAUUUCCUGUCACUACUGCUCACGCUCGACACACAGCUCACACGCAAGAGGAGACUAUGUCCUCUUCUCUGACAGUCCUUCUUUCAUCCCUAUCUCCUCCCAUCCCUCGCUCGUCUCACCUAAUAUCUAUCUAUCCAUCUCACACACAAUCCUUUAUACUGGUUGAAAAUAUGUAGUUGUAGGACUUUUACAGUAGGUACAAACUGGUAUUAAAGCACAGCAUGUUGUAUAUACUGUAUGUUGUAUAUACACAGCAUGAUGUAUAUACCAUAUAAUGCGGUAGCAGGAUUCCAUGGAGAUAAUGUCGAUGCUCAAUGCCCUUUAAAAUCCAAAAUAUCUAAAGAAUUUGAACUUUUCAACAUCCCGGUGUUAGCCAGUGGUGAUAGUUGAACCUGCUGUGAGUUGUGCAGCUGAACAUUGUCUCCUGGGAAUCUAUCAGUUGAAACACUAAUAAUGAGAUUACACAAUUAAAAAGGCACUUUUUUUCCA